AAAACACACAGGAAGUUCAGUAAAAGGGGAGUUCGUACGUAACGGUGAACAUUACAUAAGGGCACUUUGGUGUAGGUCUACCAGUACAACUUCUACAGACUGCAGACAGACAAGAACCUGGAACAACCAAUCAGACAGCCAGGUUACAAAGAUAGAAAGAGGGCAAACAGAAGCACAUUUUGGGGCGGCUGGAGGACUCAGUCUUUAGGAGGGGCUUGUGGUGGAUCCUUUUCCCAGAGUUUCAGAUGUUUGAGAGGAUUUAAGCUAAACAAAUGACUUCAGGACUCUUGAGCUGAUGAUAAAGACUCAGGGAAAUGAUGAAGACAGAUUAACCAGGAUGUGUCUGCGGGCUUGAACUGUAACCAGCUGGGAUUUAAGGAAAGCAAACCAGCAGUGAAUGUCAAACAAAGGGUCAGCAGCCUGCUGAGAGAGGAGCAACACUACAGGAAGGAACAAACCAGAUCAGGUCUCGGAUUCUGGUCCUUGGUCUCCAAAGUCAACUGUAGUCAUGUCGCAGGAAGGAGAAAUUACCUACGGUGAAGCUAUUGAGAAGGCCUCAGCCUCCAUCCACCGCUUCCCUCUGAUUCCGAUCAGAGGAAUUCCUCUCAUGAACUACAUCGCCCAGAACUGGGACUCCAUCUGGGCUUUCUGUCCAGACCCUUCAGACCUUCUCAUCGCCACUUAUCCCAAAGCAGGUACGGAAGCUACAUCUACAGGACUUGAAACGGUUUUUGUGUCAAAUGAAAACUUUUGUGAAAAUAGCUUUGCACAAAUUUGAAGCUCUCGUGGUUGAACCUUUCACAUUAUUUGUAUUUUAUUGUAAUCCCAGCCAUUUUAUUUGACUGCUCCAAUUUACAAUAUAUCCAUGAAGGGCAUCUUAAGAGCACUUCUAUGUACUGAUUUGUCCACAGGGUUUAGCUUAUAAGUUAGUUAGAUAUUUUCCAGCUCUUGUUAACUUUUGAAGCAAACACAGUUUUAGCUGUUGAUUCAAUGUUCAGUCUCUAUAAGAAUAUGCAGACAAGGUACAGAUGUGUAAGACACAAUACCUUGGUGUUAUGUUUACUUCUGUAACUGAAUGAGAUGUGUUUUUUGGGGACGUCAGGCACCACAUGGACUCAGGAGAUUGUGGACCUGCUACUUCACAAUGGAGAUGCUGAAGCUUGCAGACGAGCCCCCACACCUGUCCGCAGUCCUUUCUUAGAGAUCUUUUCCCCACCACCCAUCCCCUCAGGUAUGUCUGACAUGGUUAUAUUUACAUUCAUAUAAAAACAUUUAGAGUCAAAGACAUUAUUUUUUUUAUUGGUAAUUCAUACCUGAAGUUGAUUCAAAUGUAAAGAUUGAGCAGUUCCUAAUUUAAUGUCAGAUAUACACCGUGAUUUACUUCUAAAAAUAUCCAUGUCACUCCUUUUCCCUGUGGUAAUGAGUUCAUCUAAGAUAUUUUCUCAAGGUCUAGACUUAUUUGUAUUGGACCUCAAGAAAAAAUUAUUCCCAUUACAACGGAUUAACUUAUCUCAUUAUUUUAAGAUAUCAAACUUCUUUUCUGGUGAUGGUGGAAAAAGUUUUUUGCAAUUAAGAUGAUAAUAUAUAUGUCAGACCACAUGAAAUUUUUUCUGUAAGGAAGAAAAAAAUUGAGAAAACUCCAAAAUAAAGAAGUGUAUAAAAUGCACAAACACAUGUCCACUUAGGGCUUCCAUAACCUUAUGGUGCAUUCACUUAAUUCAGCAUUUGAAUACAUUUAAACUAACAGCUGCUUGACAUUUUUCAAGGCCAGUAAGGGUCUGAAAAAUACCAAAACUGCAAAACAGUUAAAACCUCCUGAUACACAGUCAGUGACUCAACACUGUAUUUAAAGUUGUUGUUAAAACAAACUUUUGAAGACACACCUUGGUUUCCACCAUCGUCGACUUUUCAAGAUGCUUUGCUCUGUUUAUAAAUCAGCCAGACACCACAUGAUCUUUCAUGUGGCUUGAAAAAAAAAAAAAAACUUUUGGCAGAUAAAGUAUGAGAGGGAAAACUUUUUAGGACAGACUGCAACAUUGAAAGGUUGAGUUAUUCCUCCUUGGUUAUGGUGCUGAAAUUGACCUUUGCUUUUGUUAAUCAUGUGAAAAGAUGUACUAUUUAGCUACUGGCAUUUUUAUUGCACACUAGAACAUCCCGACAGGUCAAGAAGUUUUCAAGUUCCUAAAACUUUCAGAUAUAGUUCUUCUUGUCAGCUGAAUUUAAAAACCCUGUGAGGAAUCUAAUCUGCAUUUGUUAUAACUUUCACAAACACGACAUGAAAAGUGAGACAACAUGGAGGAAAAGCUCCUGAUAUUGUUACAAAUCUUUCCUCCCGUACUUUUGUAUCAGGUCUUGAUUUUCUCAACAAAAUGCCACCCCCGAGAGUUAUCAAGACACAUCUCCCUUUUCAGCUGGUGCCUCUUGGAUUUUGGGAAAACAAAUGCAAGGUAAGACUCAACAAACAUUGCAGCUACUUUAACUGCCUCACACUGAACAAUAAAAGCAUGUUCAGGUUAAAGUUUACCCGUGGAUUACACAUAAAAGUUGUUAGAGGUGAACAAUAAUACAGCUAACAAGGUAAUUCUUCUGUGUAUAUUGUUUUUAAACACUUAUUUUUCCCCUCUUCCUCCCUCUCGUGUGUAAAGACUAUCUAUGUGGCACGCAACGCCAAAGAUAACAUGGUGAGCUACUUUCACUUCGACUGUAUGAAUCUGACCCAGCCUGAACCUGGACCCUGGGAGGGAUACAUCCAUAAGUUCAUGAGAGGAGAGUGUAAGUAGAUAAAAUCACAAACACUUGUUGUACUUGUUGUACCUGUUUGCACAAAGUCCGAACCUUCCCACUAAGAUACCUUAACAUUGGUAGUUAUGGUUAAUCCUUGAGUGUUACAUGCACAUUAGACCUACAUUAGAAUUAGGAUGUUUUUUAGUAUGUUUUUGAAUUUUUUUUUAAAGAUCUCAAGAGAACUUUUGGGUUGUGUUGAUUUUGGAGCCCCGCUGUGAAAUAGGUGAUACCUUACAUGUUUUUAUCCUGUAUAUGUCUUGGCAGCCUAACUAGUACUUUAACCAACCAACCAGUAAAUAAACAAAUAAACACAUAAAUUGUCUUUUUCCAAAAAUCUGUGCAGUGUAAAUGAUAAUAAAAGCUGUUUCUGUAGCCUCAUCUGGCCACUGUUUUAGGUAUUAGAAGUAACAGUGAAAUAAUAUUAAGUCUCUUAAGCUAAAGGUCUUGUUUUUCUUUUGUAGUUCAAUAUUAAUUUCUCUUUAAUAUAACGCAAAAUGUCCCUUAAAGGAGCUUUAAUUGCCAAAACUAUAUCAUUUUUAUGUUAUUUAUGGAAAUAAAAAAACAGGGACUUAAAAGGUUUUUAAAUUUUUACUCACAACUGCUUUGAGAGAGUUUGGAUAUCUGUUGAUGUUAGCACCCCCUGCAGACAGAGUGACACCUCUUCUCUCUUGGUUAAGUUGCCUGUUAGGAGACAAUAUCAUACCUGCAGCUGAAAUGAUUAAUUAAACUUGACACAAUUUUAUCAGCACUGAAUAGAUUGUUGAGUUUUAGUAGAUUCUCAGCAUCUGAUCAUGAUGAUUAUUGAAACAGAGCAGCCUAAAAAAAUCUGGGAAGCGAGGGAAGCUCUGUUUGCAAAAUGUGGCCUGUAAUUCAUUUGCCUUUUGACUCUUACAGCCUUUGAAUAGAGUGUAUAUAAUGUUUGAGCUAAGGAAGUGAUGACUUUGAACAUGAAGAUGUUUGGAUUUUGGAUCCCCUAGCUUGUUAUUCUGCUGUAUGGCUUUUAGUACAAGUUAUCCGCUCAAGAGGUACCUGGGAGGUUUAUCUUUUAUUAGCUGAAUGGAUUUGAGUGAUAAACUGUGACUGGCUGCAAGAUACACAUGCUCAUAAGGAAAUGUUUCCUCAGUGUCCUGGGGCUCCUGGUAUGAUCAUGUGAAAGGUUACUGGGCGGAGAGAGAGAAAAGAAACAUCCUUUACCUUUUCUAUGAAGACAUGAAAGAGGUAAAAACAAAAUAAGUAACCUACUUUUCACAUACAGACCUAUUAUUACCAGCAUGUUGUUCAGAUAUGUACUCUCUUUCCCUCCAGAAUCCUCGGCGCGAGGUGGUGCGCAUCAUGAAGUACCUGGACUUGUCUCUCUCCGACGAUGUUAUCGAUCGAAUCGUGGAGCUCACAUCGUUUAAGAAGAUGAAGGAGAACCCGAUGGCCAACUACACCUUCAUCCCAACACCUGUUUUCGAUCAGUCCAUCUCUGCGUUCAUGAGAAAAGGUGAACUUCUUUAAACACAUAGAAGUGAGGACUAUUAAUGUAUUUUGGUAAAGUCAUAUGAAAAUGGCUGAUCUGCUGAUGACAGAGAGCUGCCAUCCACUAGAGGUUAUUCAUACAUUACCCUUUAACAUUUUUUGGGGUCAUAUCUUGAUUUUGUCAUGAGCUCAUUACUCUUUCUCAAACUUUUGCUGAAUUUUUUAGUUUCCAUCCCCUAAAGAGAUCCACUAAAACCGAUAAAAUGAAAAAGAGUGAAAGAAAAAAAAACUUUUAGCUCUUCUAUUCAUUUAUAAAAAUUAAAAAAAAACACAAAAUCCUUGUUAGAUGAGUCAAUAAGGACAGUGAUUAUUUACAGCCACUUAGAUCACUGGAUUAGUGCUACAGGAAAGAAUUUACUCCUAAAGUUGGGAAUUUUAAAAGGAGAAAAAAUAUCUCAAAAUCAGAAAAGCAAUCCAAUUUUAUUGUGUCAUUCAUAACCUUUGACUGAGACUGGGAAAACAACAAAACAAAACAAAAAAAAAACUUAUUAUCUUGAUCCAGUAGAGGGCUGGAUUCACACAAGAUUAUACUGACAAGAUUUGAUAACAAAUUUUAAAUUGGCGCUCUGGUUAGGACUAGUGGAUAAAGGAUGUGUCCCACGUACCGAGGCUGUAGUCCUUGAGUGGGAUGCCUGGGUUCACUUUGGGCCCACGUGAUGCAUCUUUCUUUCUCUCUCCUCCUUUUGCUGCCCUAUCAUAUCCUCUGUGUUGUCAUAAACGCUCACAAAUAAACUCGGGUUAAAAGUAAAUGUAAAUUAGUCCAACAUGCCAACAAUUUUUUUUUUUUUUUACAGAAUAUGAUGAAUUAUACAUUUUCAUUGCUGUUUCGCUGUCAUUAAACAGCAGGUUCCAUAGACACUGGGAUUAUAAAAAGGUUUCAUUUCCUGGUGGUGUUAUUCACAAAAUAUUAAUCAUAAUAAAUGGAUGAAUUUGACUCAAGUUUAUGUUCCAGUUUGUGUGGACAGGAUUUGAAAUAGUCCCAUUCAGAGCACAGGUUAUCUGGAUUUGGAGGUCCUAACAAAUGUGCAUCAGGAUACUUUGAUACAGUCUGGUUCUUAUCAGGACAUAAGAUCUGGAUUACAUGGUCUUAAAUAUGAAAAAGUGGAUCUAGAAUAACCAGGACUCAAAAGAUGCUUCAAAGAUAAAACCAUUAUUACCUUAAUCCCAAUAAUCUAAUCCAUGAAAACAAGUAAAAAGAUAAAUAUGUCCUAUCUAUUCUAUUAAUCUUUUUCCUGUUAUUCACAGGUGAAGUGGGUGAUUGGAUGAAUCAUUUCACAGCGGAGCAAUCAAAGAUGUUUGAUGAAGACUAUGAGAAACAGAUGAAGGAGGCAAAUAUACCAUUCAGGACCAACAUCUAGCAAAUGUUUCCUCAGUUCUUCAGGACCAAAGAAAAAUGAUAUCUUGCAGAAAAAUAAACAUAUAUAUGAAUCAGCUUCAGAACCUCAUAAUAAUGAUUUAAACAAAUAAAUUUCUCUCCAGUUAAAAAUUGUAAUCACUACAUUAUGUUUGAUUCGCAGCACCGCCAUAAAAUGUGUGCUUAAUAAAAAUGUGCUCCACAAUACCA
Molecule: messenger RNA, 5869 nt
Organism: Xyrichtys novacula (pearly razorfish)
Lineage: Eukaryota; Metazoa; Chordata; Actinopteri; Labriformes; Labridae
Source: the annotation of a GenBank genome assembly